AUGGACCCAUCGACCUCGUGGGCCGUCGGCGACCGUCAUGGCGCCACGGUUACGGACGACGCCCUCCAACAAUUCCUGAACAACAUGAACAUGGACGCAGCUAUGGGCAACCUGGCCGACGGCAUGAACUACGAUUUCCAGGACUUCCCGACGACCGUCGCAACAGCCCCGAUGCUUUCGGCCCAUGCGCCUGAACCCCUAGACUUGACGAUGAGCGGUACGGAUGCCGCUCAGGCAGCGGCGGCCGCGGCCGCAAUGCUCGUGUCACCUGCGAUGGGCCCCGUGCAGUCCAUAGCGACCACGGCCCCUCCAUUCGGGUCCAUCCCGGCGUCGAUGAUGCCUCCGCCUACCCCGAGCGGUGCUGUUGUGGAUAGCAUUGAUGCGCAGAUCCAGUUCCUGCAGCAGGAGAAGCUGAGGCACCAGCAAAGGCAGUUGGAACAGCAGCAGCAAGCCGCUGCUCUCUUUGCCCGGCAACAGGCCGACAUCAUCCCUCCAACACCGCAGAGCUUCGAGAUGCAACCUGGGGCUUCGCAGUUCCUAGGGCAGUCAAACGCAACCGAGCAGCAUCAUCAUCAUCAUCAACAACAACGCCAGUCCGUGAGCUUCCAGAGUUUGACUGAUCAGUCGGAUGUUCGUCGACCCCUUGACAAUGUUCACCAUUAUCAUCACCGGGGAAGUGAGCAUCUUACUGACCGUCUCCAGGUCUCGUUUACGCCAUUGGUCUCUCCAGCCGUCACGCCGCUCGAUGCCAAUUUCUCCAUCGAGUCACAGUUCAAUGUGACGGGGACGAUGUGCUUCAGCCCCUUAACGUCUCCAGCUCUGCACGCGCAGAACGAUUGCCUGAAUGUCUUCGACCAGAGGCAGACGAUGAACGACUCGCCGAUCGAGAUGGACCUCGACUCGACUGUGGCUGCAGCGCAAAACCAGCCGCCAGGCGACUUAGCUAAGAAGAUGCGCAAGAACGCAGCCAAAGCCCGGGCUAAGUCUGGCGCUGCCGGCAUCAAGCAGUCUCCCAUCUCGAAGCACGUGCGGAGGAAGACUGCCACCACCCCGAGUCUGAGUGCUCAGGCUUUGAGCGAGAUAGCCGAGGGCGUGGAGAAUAGCAACAUUCAAGACAACCAGCAGCUACUGCUACCCACACCUAUGAUGCCGACAGCGAGUUCAUCCUCGUCUACGGCUUCGGUAGGUGGCAUUACGGACUCAGAGAACGGGUCGACCUCCCCCGAGGCCAUGCCUGAUUCUGUUACGUCGGAGAUGCCACCACCGCCAUUGCCCAGGUCAAGGUCAGCUAAGCCAUCUCCUUUCCUUGCUCCGCAAGGUGGUGCUGGGGGUGUGUUGGGGAGCUUGCAGCCUAGGCAAGGUGUGGCCUCGCCUGCUACUCCGGCGUCGUUAAUGAAGUUGAAUUCGCCGGGGACUCGGAGCUCAGGGGUCAAGGCAGGUAGUCAUGGCGCUGUGGAUAACGACCACAUCGAGGCUUUCUCGCUGCCAGAGUCAGCAAGCUUCGGCCACUCGACCAUCGUCCCAGCCCCGAGCACCAGCCAACCCGUGGAGUCAACAUCCACGCAACCGACACCCAAACAGCCGCCCAAAGAUAGCGGUCCGUUCUCGAAAACCCCAGCUCUUGUCCCUCUCCCGUCGCCUUCUCUCCGGAUCCCCCCAACAGCCGUCUCCUCCGCCGCUCCAAGCCCACAAAUCCCCGCCAUGAACUCCGGCCUCGACUCCCGCAAAACCACGCCUCAGAUCGUGCCCCGCAACAGCAAGAAACGCCCCAGCGUCAGCUCCAUCCCCGCCGGUGCAACAAUAUCCCCCGCGCUACGCCCAAAAAUCUCGCCUAACAUCAAGCCCCUGAUUCCUGGUGGCGGGCAGGAUGUUAUCGACGAGGAGGAGGCAUCACGAAUAUUGGCUUCGAAAUCGAAUUAUCAGAGGAUAUUGGAGGGGAAUCACUUACCGGGGGUUUCAUAUCCGAGUGAACUCAGCGCGAAUCUCACGCAAAAGAGGACGUCGCAUAAGCUGGCUGAGCAGGGGAGAAGGAAUAGGAUAAAUUCUGCGUUGCAGGAGAUUGCAUCGUUGUUACCGAAGAAGACUUUUCUUCAGCAACAGCUGAAGGAGUCUUCUGAAGGGGAGGGAGGAGGGAAUAAUAGUAGUGAAGGUGGGCAGGGGCAAGGGCAGCAAAGGAAGAAUAGUGGCGGGGUACCGAUUAGUAAGGCGAGUACGGUUGAGAUGGCGAUUGAGUAUAUUAAGCAGCUGCAGAGGGAGGUGGCGGAGGCGACAAAACGGGCCGAGGAGGCGGAAAGGAGGUUGAGGGAACGGGAGGAGAGAGAGAGGGCUGGCUGCAAGGAGAGUAAAGAAAGUGGGAAAGGGGAAACGAAUAAUAAGGAUGGGGACGUCAAGACGGAUGAGGAUAGCAAAGAGCAGUCUCAGAAGGAAGACCGAGGGAAGGAUUUGGAUGCGACUAUGACGGAAAGUUGUUAG
Messenger RNA from Thermochaetoides thermophila DSM 1495, 2472 nucleotides. RefSeq lists its product as uncharacterized. The record is from RefSeq and is a predicted model, not a curated record. Gene Ontology annotation, biological process: regulation of transcription by RNA polymerase II. The transcript has a single exon. The coding region runs from base 1 to 2472 and encodes 823 amino acids. Gene Ontology annotation, cellular component: RNA polymerase II transcription regulator complex. Gene Ontology annotation, molecular function: DNA-binding transcription factor activity, RNA polymerase II-specific; protein dimerization activity; RNA polymerase II transcription regulatory region sequence-specific DNA binding. NCBI's taxonomy places the organism in Eukaryota, Fungi, Ascomycota, Sordariomycetes, Sordariales, Chaetomiaceae.